Molecule: messenger RNA, 2133 nt
Organism: Prorocentrum cordatum
Lineage: Eukaryota; Dinophyceae; Prorocentrales; Prorocentraceae
Source: the annotation of a GenBank genome assembly
CACCAACAGUAUUUUAUCAUUACCAUCAUGAUCAUCACCAUCAUCACCACCAACAGUAUUUUAUCAUCUGGCCCCGCGGCGGGCCCCAUGAGGGCGUCUCCGUUCGGCUCCGAGGCGGCGGUGGCGGGGCCGGGUCACGCUCUCAGAGAUGCAGUGGAGGAGGGGGAGCAGGAGUACCAGACCGAUCAGGCGGCACGCCACUUCGAGGACGCUGCCGGCGAGAUUUUCGCCGCGCACACUUUCGACGACAAGGAGUGCCAGACGGACCUGAAGAUGCGCCACUUCGGCGUCACCCACGCCAUGGACGACGAGGACGCCUUGGACUACGAGACCGACUUCUUCCCCACCCUGAUUGUCCACGGCGAGCCCGAACAGACGCCGGAGAAGGACGGGCUCAUCAUGAAGGACGCGUGGCAGGGCAUUCAGGCAGUCGAGCCGGACGGCGACUGCAUCAGGAGCGACGCCGAGUGCUGCCACUUCCGGGACACGGACCAGGACAGGCGGCUCUCUGCCACCAUCCCCGUAUCCAGCUCCUCCCCUAGGGAGGAGCAGCUCAUGUCGCAGGCUCCCGAGCGGACGAGCUCACAUCCUUCGCAGCGGCUGGCGGCGAUGGAUAGCUCGGGAGCGGGCAAGACCAGCCAUCGGGGCGGCGGCGAUGCCGGUGGGUCUUGCCGCGGGUCCGACAACCUGGCUAUCGAUGAGGAGCCGCUGGAUGACCGGACAUUCGCCGUCGAGCACGCCGAGCCGCAGGACGACCAGACGGAGUACGCUGCGACGGCGCCCAUGCCCAUGGCGAACAUCAGCGAGCUCAAGACCCACUACGACGACACGACGGCGGCGGGGGGCGUUACGACGCCGUCCGGCGGGAUCAUCACUGGCAUCAACAAGGACGACGACGGCAGGACGGCGGAUGAGUGUGAGGACACGCGGUGCGAGGAAAGUUCUGACGAGGAGUCAUUGGCUUCCCUGGUCGUGCGGAUUCCGAUGAGUGGCCACACGGACUCCGGAGAGGAGAGGGACGACGAGGACGACGACGAGGGCGGCGACUACCUGAAGAAGGAGGGCAGCCGCGCUGCCUGCAGCCCCCCCCGGGAGGAUACUCCGAGUGCGGGCCCGGGGGGGAAGGAGCCGGCAGCUACUUCGACACCCGAUGCCCAGACGCGCCCAGGAGGGGGUGCAAGUGGAGGACGUGCGUUGUCCCUUCCCGGACUUGCCCCCCCCGCCGCAGGAUGCGAGAAUGCGCCUGCCAAGGACCCGCAGCGCGUGGAGACCAACGACGACGGCGAAAGGAGGAAGGAGAGCGUUACGACGCCGCCCACGGCUGCCGCGGGCGCCCGCAGCCUCGAGUACAUCCUGGUGUUGGCUGAGGUGCGGUGCUGGCACGAGGAGGGCGGGAUGGCGCUUCCCGACAUCCACGCGCGCCUGAUGAGGGAGGCUGCCCAGCAUCAAGCGCAGGGCGCAGCGCAGCGCGACCAUGCUCUUGUUCGACGAGGCGUGGCCUGCGCCAUGGCAGCGCAGGCCAUGAGCGAACGCGGCCUCGCAUAGUGCGAGGCAGGUCCCCCCUGGGGACGCGGAGGGGUGCUGUUCUGGGCGGGUGGGCGCUGGCUGCUUCGCUGGGCCCGGUGGCGGUUCGCUCCGAGCGGAGGCUCGGACCGCCCGUCGUCGCUACCUCGGCGUGCGUGGCCGCCCGCUGGCUUCAUCAUCUACCAUAACCACAUGUUCAUCCUGAUCUUCGUCGGGUUUCGUGAGCCGCGUCCGGGGUCUUAUUAGGACGCCUGCUUUCUCAGCACAGGAGUCGGCCAAUUCCUGUGGUCGUUUAGUCGUUUAGUCGCUGGUCCCUCCUGCUUCCCCCUCUCCGUUCUGGGCUCCUCGUCCGCGCAUCGCUGACCCCGUGCUCCGCUCCGCGUAGCCGUAGCCCCUCUUGUGCUUUUCCACCCGUCCACAUCUAGGCCUGAACGUAUCUUCCUGCUGUUUUUUUCCUGCACUUUCGUCGUGCCCAGUAUAGAGCCAUUUUGGCCGAGACUAUGUCUGUACAGCCUGGUCGAUGCACAUUGAGUUGUGCGCAGGUGGGCCCGGUGGCUGCGCAGGAGGCUGGUGGUGAUUCGGGAGAGGCGCCCGUUGAAUUCCGGACGA